Odobenus rosmarus divergens (Pacific walrus) is the source of this 1297-nucleotide messenger RNA. RefSeq names its product solute carrier family 25 (mitochondrial carrier; ornithine transporter) member 15 (gene SLC25A15). The record is from RefSeq and is a predicted model, not a curated record. Gene Ontology annotation, biological process: mitochondrial L-ornithine transmembrane transport. Gene Ontology annotation, molecular function: L-ornithine transmembrane transporter activity. Bases 200 to 1105 code for a protein of 301 amino acids. The transcript has 7 exons. Lineage: Eukaryota; Metazoa; Chordata; Mammalia; Carnivora; Odobenidae.
CCCGCGCGGGAGGGCGGGGCGGAGGGCCGGCCAGCGGCCGACGUGGGUGUUAAGCGGCCGCCCAGGCCGCGGAGGCAGAGCCGAGAGCCCGCGGCGGAGCCCGAGCAGGACGCGCGGCCAGCUGGCGCGGCGGGACAUGAGACAGCCGUCAUAAGCUCAGAGUUGCCUUCCACGGAGACCAGCAGAGGAGUAGGUGAACAUGAAGUCCAGUCCUGCUAUCCAAGCUGCCAUUGACCUCACGGCGGGAGCUGCAGGGGGCACGGCAUGUGUACUGACUGGGCAGCCCUUUGACACCUUGAAAGUGAAGAUGCAGACGUUCCCCGACCUGUACCGGGGCCUCACCGACUGCUGCCUGAAGACCUACUCCCAGGUGGGCUUCCGCGGCUUCUACAAGGGGACCAGCCCAGCGCUGAUCGCCAACAUCGCCGAGAACUCUGUCCUCUUCAUGUGCUACGGCUUCUGCCAACAGGUGGUGCGGAAAGUGGUUGGAUUGGAAAAGCAGGCCAGGCUGAGUGACCUGCAGAACGCGGCCGCGGGUUCCUUCGCCUCUGCCUUUGCUGCCCUGGUGCUCUGCCCCACCGAGCUUGUCAAGUGCCGGCUGCAGACCAUGUAUGAGAUGGAGUCGUCAGGAAAGAUAGCCAGAAGCCAGAACACCGUCUGGUCCGUGGUGAAGAGCGUCCUCAGGAAGGACGGCCCCUUGGGCUUCUACCACGGCCUCUCCAGCACCUUACUCCGAGAGGUGCCCGGCUAUUUCUUCUUCUUUGGCGGUUACGAACUGAGCAGGUCGUUUUUUGCCUCAGGGAGAUCGAAGGAUGAACUAGGCCCUGUCCCUCUGAUGUUAAGCGGUGGAGUUGGUGGAAUCUGCCUCUGGCUUGCUGUUUACCCAGUGGAUUGCGUCAAAUCCAGAAUUCAAGUUCUUUCCAUGUCUGGAAAACAGGCAGGAUUUAUCGGAACCUUCAUAAGCAUUGUGAAAAAUGAAGGAAUAACGGCCUUAUAUUCUGGGCUGAAACCUACUAUGAUUCGAGCAUUCCCUGCCAAUGGGGCGCUCUUUUUGGCCUAUGAAUAUAGCAGGAAGCUGAUGAUGAGCCAGUUUGAAGCCUACUGAAGUGUCCUGGUGAACCGAGAUCCAAGUCUAGGCGUUUGAGGACUACAGUUCAUCUCAGGGUUUCAUGGAGUACAAGACCAAUGUGGAAUUAUUUUGGUUUUGUAGGAAUUUUGUUUUGUUUUUUGGUCUUCCCUUAUUCUACCCUAAAUCUUAAACUUUGUGGAAAGGGCCUCUAUUUUAUAUCCUAAAAUU